CGUAAACGUAAACAACUUAAAUUCAAAUCAAAGAGCUGUAUAUUUGCGCUCCCAAAACCAAGAUAUUACUCUUGGCCGUUAGCCAUAAUUAUCCGUUUCUUUUUAAUUUCUUCAUUUCAAGUAUUUAACCAGGAAAAAUAGCAGCAAAACCAAACUGCCCGGAAGCUAAGGAGAUCUCAGAACAUGACUGCCCAAGGAGAAGGCGGCGGCGCCCCACCAGCUUGUGCGGCCUGCAAACACCAAAGAAAAAGAUGUUCGCCGGAUUGCGCCUUGGCACCGUACUUCCCGGCCAGUCAGCCCAAAACUUUCCUCAACGUGCACCGCCUCUUCGGCAUCAGAAACGUCAUGAAAACCCUGAAACAGGUAGACGAGGACGACGACAAGAAGAGCGACGCCAUGAAAUCCAUCAUUUUUGAGGCCGAGAUGCGGGACCGGUUCCCCGUUCUUGGAUGUGUGGAAUAUAUUUGGUAUCUGAAUCAGUGUCUCAAGGAAGCGGAAGAUGAACUCGUACAAGUGCUGGCACAGCUCAGAUACUACCAGAAUGUAUCGAUAAUGUCAGGUAAUGAUAUUGUUGGACGAGUUUUUGGUUCUGAUGAAGAAACGUAUGAUGAUCAUGAUGAGGAGGAUCGUGAUUCUCCUCCAUAUUCUUCAUUGUAUGUCAAUAACCAUAAGUCCAUAAUGCUAUGUUAGACUACUUUGGUGUACUUUCAAAUGAAUCAAAUCCCACCAUAGAAACAUACUCGC
Molecule: messenger RNA, 744 nt
Organism: Cuscuta epithymum
Lineage: Eukaryota; Viridiplantae; Streptophyta; Magnoliopsida; Solanales; Convolvulaceae
Source: the annotation of a GenBank genome assembly